This is a messenger RNA of Salvia miltiorrhiza (redroot sage), 1140 nucleotides long. Its product is annotated as rho GTPase-activating protein 4-like. The coding region runs from base 533 to 835 and encodes 100 amino acids. The transcript is spliced from 4 exons. Gene Ontology annotation, molecular function: GTPase activator activity. The record is from RefSeq and is a predicted model, not a curated record. Lineage: Eukaryota; Viridiplantae; Streptophyta; Magnoliopsida; Lamiales; Lamiaceae.
AAGACAGAAAUACCCUUACUUUAAAAUUUGAAAAAAUGGCCACUCAUUUCUCUCUCUCUCCUCUCUCUCUCUUCACCUUCACGUCACACUCUCUCUCUCUCUCUCCCUCUUCCUUUCCUUCUCGUCCUCGCCGCCGCUCCACAGUUGCCGCCCACCACCACCGCUACGCUGCUGUUCUGAGACGGAGGGAGCCGCGCGCGCGGCAGCGUUGCUCCGCCAGUGCUGACUCGCCGGGGAAGAAGACGCGCUUCUGGGAGAAUUGAAAUUAAAGUCCUACAUUUCAUUUUGCCCUAGCUCUUGCGCUGCUCUUGGUUCGCCGCUCCUCCAGUCGUCGGUAGCCCUCGCCUCACUGCGGUGUCGCGCUCACGCUGCUCUCAUUCGCCGUUCCUCCGCCUGAUCUCGCCGCUCCUCCGCACUAACCCUCGCCACCACCUCCGUUCGGCAGCAGCAGCCAGCAGGAAAUCUUUGGUGGGUUGCAGAAGCAGGUCUAGAGUUCAAGAACAGACUAUAAUGGAGAUUGGUUGCCCUACCAAUGUUAGGCAUGUUGCUCAUGUUACCUUUGAUAGGUUUAAUGGCUUUCUUGGCCUUCAUGUGGAGUUCGAACCUGAAGUACCUAGAAGGCGUCCUAGUGCAGUUUGAAGCUAUCUUCAGAAUCAACCCAGAAAAUGGACAGGAAGAGUAUGUGAGGGAGAAACUAAACAAUGGAUUGAUCCUAGAUGACAUUGAUGUUCACUGUUUAGUAGAUCUCAUUAAGAUACUAGUUUCUGAAGCCAGAGUUUUGGGGCUUGGACCAAGAUUUAUGUCUAUAUGCAUUACAAAGCUUGCUAUUGAGUGACGCAUAUACUAUGAUGAAGUUGACGGGUUAACAGCAGAGUGGCUGGACACGACAUCAACCCUAGUGCUCGGUCAGUCGCAUAAACGUUCAAGCAAGAAAAGUAGUCCUUGAAAAAUUAGCAAAACAGUUGACGAGGUCGCUCUGUUAAUGAACCCCGUUGAGUUUGAGGGAUCAGCUAGCCCCGCUGAUGGUGGCGAUAGCCUACCUGGCUCUGUAUAGGAAAUAUGUGAAGACACAUAUUUCCCCUAAACACAGUUUGAGUUACAAAAGCAACGUAAUUGAUGUAUUUUGAUGGUAUAUUGAGU